AUGACAACGGAGGAGUGUGCGCCAGCCGAUGCUGAUUCCGGCGCGGGUGCGCAGGCCCUGCAGGAGGCCUCUCAAGAGGCCACCCAGGGCGAUGAGAAGCCAUUAAUUGAGCCUGUCGCAGAGACGAAGGCCGAAGAGGAAGAGCCAGCUGCUGACGAUGCAGCCGCUGGUGAAAAAGGCAAAGGCAGCGGAUCUGCGCCUGAGGCCGACGUGGAAGGCUCCUUCGAUCAGUUGAACGAGCCUGGCUGGAUGGAUGUAUCGCAGGAGGCGGCAAGGGCAUUUCCGGCGGCCCUUGCGACGGAGAAGGCUAAGCACGAAGCUGGCCUUGCCUUUGCGGAGAGGCAAUUUCGGCGGAUGCCAGUGGACAUUCUGCCGCUGGCCCUGGCUGAGGACAGCCAACCGCUGGUACGCCUCAUGAACAGGAUGAUGGUGGAUGCGUGGAUUUCGGGUGACCCGCCGGAUGACACCUGA
Molecule: messenger RNA, 471 nt
Organism: Symbiodinium natans
Lineage: Eukaryota; Dinophyceae; Suessiales; Symbiodiniaceae
Source: the annotation of a GenBank genome assembly